This is a messenger RNA of Hydractinia symbiolongicarpus, 2045 nucleotides long. RefSeq lists its product as uncharacterized. The transcript has 2 exons. Bases 666 to 1922 code for a protein of 418 amino acids. The record is from RefSeq and is a predicted model, not a curated record. NCBI's taxonomy places the organism in Eukaryota, Metazoa, Cnidaria, Hydrozoa, Anthoathecata, Hydractiniidae.
CGAGUGCUGUGGCUGUGAAAGUUCUAAAUUUUUUUUUUAAAAAAUGCGAUAAAAAGUUUCUAAAUAAAAGUACGUUUUAUUCAUACAAAAACCCGUGAAAAUAAGCGCCAAACUAAAUUAUAUAAUAUGGGCGCUCAUUUAACUUUGAUAUGUUUAGAUGGGGGUGUUGUGAGGCGGUAAUAUAAAUCGUUGCGGAGCACAGUUGGAGCAAUAGGCGAUUAAUAAAUUAUUUCUUUUCUGUGGAUGUAUGUAGUAUAUUCGAACGAUAUGGUCAUUUCAAUAAUAAGCAAUUAAUUAUGAAAGAAUGUUAAAUGAGACGUUUUUAAAAAGAAAAUUAAAAGGACAACUCAACGUUAAACAUAUAAACUAUGAGGCUGAGUAAUAACACAUGAAGUUUGUAUAGCAUAUGUAGAGAUAUGGAAAACAAUAAUAAACAAUAAUAAAAAUAAAUAGCUAAUAGGAAAUAGGGUUGUCAAAUAAAAUAAAUUCAUUGUUUUAUAUGUUUUUUAAGUUAAUUGAAUUCAAUUUACUUAAAAAAUACUUUUUUAAAUAAAACAAACUUUUUUACACACAGAUGGGCAAAUACUUUCACUCAAUCAAAAUUAUUGACUUUCAACUUUAGUUUGUUAAAAUUUUAGGUUCGACCGUUUACAAUUUGAAAGAAAAUGAAAAAUGUUUACGCAAUGUUCGUUGUGGCAGCUAUUUGCUGUAUGGUAAUGGGAUGGAUUUAUGUCCAAACAAGAAAUGCUGGAACGCUAUCAAUGACAAGAUUACGUCCACCGAAAAUAAAAGCCAUACAACGUUACCCGAAAGAAAGGUACAAUGCAUCACUCUUUGAACUACUUCAGUCAGCGAUUAGCACUUUCACAGACAAGAAAAGGAUUUAUGAAUAUUUUACCAAAAGUGAAUAUUUUCAAAAGUUAAAGAACUUUACUUUAGAAGGAAAUAGUAACAGCUCGAGAAUGACUUCUAAACAAAAGAAUAAUUCUUUAUUUCCAAGUUCACUUUCCAGGAGAGAAAACAUAAACAAAAGUGUUGAAUUUUUAUUUUCACUUGUAAAAAGUUGUUUAUCAUUGAUGCGGUUGCAAGGCGUUCUACUAGCAAUCAAUUUUAACUUCCCGCACUAUUCCGUAAUACCUUUCUUGAGGUCAUACUACGCGCCUAUAUUUGGAAAAGUUGUAUUUUGCGGAGCAACAGAAAGCAAACACUACAAAGUGAUCGAAAUAAAAGAAAAUAAAGGUUUCCAAGGUUACUUAUGCGUUGCCAUGGCAAUAAAAUUAUAUCCAGGCUAUGAUGGUUAUAUCCAUACUAAUGAUGACGUGUUGAUUAAUUGGUGGAAUCUACUAAAACUUGAUCAUACUAAAAUAUGGACAGGUUCAAUAGUAAAUUUUGAAAAGGGAUACGUUUUGGGUCAACCAAUUCCAAAAGGUUGGCACUGGUGGCGCACAGGCAAUAAUGCAAAAUUGUGUGAAAAAGUAAUUCACGAAAUUAUAGAUAAUAAACAUAGAAAUAUAGACACGGAACAGUACUAUAGGAAUAUGAAAAACAUUCCAAGGUGUAUCCAGGGAUGGUCGGACUUUUUUUACAUUCCUAAACAUUUUGCAGAAAUGUAUGCCCAUAUGGCAGAUUUAUUUGGCAAGAAAAAGGUAUUUCUAGAAGUAGCUGUUUCUACCAUGUUAUCGUUUUUCUUGAACGAGACAAAUUUUAUUAAUUUAAAUGGAAUGUAUUUAAAUGGAUUGUAUGGCUACUCAAAAACUUACCUGUCAGGUAAAGCAUUUUACGAAAGGUAUACUGUUGAUCUGUAUAUUCUGCAUCCAUUUAAAUUGGAUGGAGCGAUGAAGAAGGCUAAUAUAAAUAUAUUUAAAAACGUUAUAAUGAGUUAUGGUGAGAAUAUUGUAAAGAAUAUGUGCAGUAUAAUUUAAAUUUUUUGUGUGUUAUCUAGCCUAGUUUACUAAGCUUUCCUCAAGAUAUUGAAAUGACUUUUUGUCAUUCGAAAUACUAGAUGCUGACAAAUGUUCCAGACAAAACCCUAAUAGAAAUAAAAA